Triplophysa rosa is the source of this 1995-nucleotide messenger RNA. RefSeq lists its product as uncharacterized. Gene Ontology annotation, molecular function: ATP binding; protein serine/threonine kinase activity. Bases 1 to 1995 code for a protein of 664 amino acids. Gene Ontology annotation, biological process: negative regulation of apoptotic process; protein autophosphorylation; regulation of mitotic cell cycle. Gene Ontology annotation, cellular component: cytoplasm. Lineage: Eukaryota; Metazoa; Chordata; Actinopteri; Cypriniformes; Nemacheilidae. The record is from RefSeq and is a predicted model, not a curated record. The transcript has 10 exons.
AUGGGUCAGAAUAUCUGUGGAUGCGUUAAAGCUGACAGCGGAGACGAUUCUAGUAGCGUGUACGGAGCGCUCCAACGUACACCUGCACGAUCGACCGCGAAUUCGCGAGAUUGUUUAACUCCACCAGUCGGUUCAACUGAUGGAGACGGAUCUGCUAGAAGAGAUGGAGUGAAGAAAAGGACAUUUUGGAAUUGGAGGAAAGGUCGAAAAGCAGGUCAGAGUGCUAAUGAAGUAGCUGUUGUGCCCGCUGACAACAGUACCGAAGCUUUCGGUGUUUCUGGAAUAUUAUUUGAUUUAAUUGAUCACUUGGGUUUGAUAUCUUCUACAGGUGAGACUUCAGGACAGCAGGUCAGUGUCGAGGUCCACCUCAAUCAGGAAACUCUUGUCAGUGAGCCUGAUGGAGAUGGAAGCGGUAAGAGAGAUGAAGUGAAGAAGAAGAAGAAGAGAUUUUGGAAGUGGAGAAAAGGUCGGGAAGCUACUGAAGUAGCUGUUGUGCCCGCUGACAACAGUACCGAAGGUGAGACUUCAGGACAGCAGGUCAGUGUCGAGGUCCACCUCAAUCAGGAAACUCUUGUCAGUGAGCCUGAUGGAGAUGGAAGCGGUAAGAGAGAUGAAGUGAAGAAGAAGAAGAAGAGAUUUUGGAAGUGGAGAAAAGGUCGGGAAGCUACUGAAGUAGCUGUUGUGCCCGCUGACAACAGUACCGAAGAUGAGAUUUCAGUACAGCAGGUCAAUGUAGCGGUCCUACCAUCUCUAGACCGCUCCAUGUCCAACUCCAGUGAGGACAGCUUCCACACGCCAGCUCUUUCUGUGGCUGACUUGCUUGUCGGCAACCGUCAGUCUCCGGUCCGGUCUGUGUCUGACUCGAGUGAGGACAGCUUCCACACGCCAGCUCUUUCUCUGGCUGACUUGCUUGUCGGCAACGGUCAGUCUCCGGUCCGAUCCGUGUCCGACUCGAGCGAGGACAGCUCCCACACACCAGCCCUUACUUUGACUGAUUUGCUUCUCGGCAUCGCCCGGCCUCCAUGCCAUACGUGGUCCAACCUAAGUAUUGACAGCAUCCAGACUCCAGUGCGGUCGGGGUCCAACUUAAGUGAUAAUAUCUCCCAACCUUCAGUCAGUUUGAGGACGUUGGUCGCGGAUGAUGACUUGAGUGUGGACAUUGGGACUUUCAAUCUUUUAACAGAUGUAGAAGAAGUAAACUCCUGCCAGUAUGAAAUCGGCAAAAUGCUGGGCGAAGGAGCUUAUGGAGCUGUCUAUGAUGGGACCCGUGUGAAAGAUGGCUUGAAGGUGGCAGUGAAAUUUGUCAAGAAGUAUACAGACAUUGAUUAUAUCAGCAUUCCCUGUCAUCCUGAACCUCUUCCACGGGAGAUCGCUCUUCUGAUCCUCGCGACUAACGGAACCCCAGUUCCUGAAAUCAUCCAGCUUCUGGACUGGGAGGACAAAUCUGACCACUAUGUCAUGGUCCUAGAAUGUCCUUCUCCAUGCCAGGAUUUGCAUUCCUUUGUUUAUAGCAGAGGAGGAACAGUCACAGAGGAUUUGGCACAGAUUAUCAUGUGGCAGGCAUCUAAAGCUGCAUAUGUAUGCUGCGAGCGUGGCGUUUUCCACCGGGACAUAAAACCGACUAACUUACUCAUCAAAACAGACACGCUAGAUGUCAAACUCAUCGACUUUGGGUGCGGAGACAUUUUUAAGAAAUCGGCAUACAAGAAGUACAAAGGCACAUGGGACUACCGCUGCCCUGAAUCCUUCGACAAUUUCAAGUACCACGCAGAGCCAGCGACAGUGUGGUCACUUGGGGUGACGUUGUUUGCGAUGGUUUGCGGGGCUUUUCCAAGGCACCACACCCUGUGCGAGAUGAAAAAGAAUCAGUGGUCCAGAAAUGGCUUGUCCCAAGAACUCUGCAGCUUGAUCCAGUCGUGUCUGCAGGAGGAUCCAGACCAACGUAUUCGUCUGAAAGAUGUUCUUCUCCACGAGUGGUUUCGGAUCAAUAUAUAG